GCUUACCUGUUGUGCAGCAGGCCAUUGCAGGAACCAGCUUCAGCACAGCCAGUAAGGCUGUCCAGGAAGGAGGAGGCGUCGCAAACAGAAUUCGGGAGGGGAAACGACAUCGGGCGUGUCGCGACACUGAAGAGGUCACUCAAGGUCGAUUGACAGGCGUACAUAUACAAUUAGGAGACGUUGACGUGCUUCGUUGCUUGUGACUGUGACGAACUUGCGUGACCCUCCUCAGGCGAGUCUGCCUAAGAAACGCGUGAAAACGAAAGUUAUCUGGCGUCCAAAUUUACGGCCUUGUAUGAUAGAUACUGUAACAAUGAUGGAGAGCUCGCUCUGAAGGGCAAGCGGCAUGCGUACUGCGUGACGCCAACCUUGCUCACCUUUGGUGGUAUGAUAGCUGAUGAGCGCGAAGGCCAGUCCUGCCCAGCAGCGAGGCCCGCCACGGCCGCGACGAACCGCGCAGCGCCGCACGCGCCAAUGCUACCGGCUGCGGCUGACUGCGACCGCCGGAAUGCUGUCGUAUGCGGCCCCCGGCUACACGGCCACCGUAUCUCACCUCUUGUAGAUUGCGCGGCCACGCCGAGUGACCACGCCCUCUGCAACGGUUUCAGCGCGCCGCCAAACCACACGUGCGCCGCAGCCGCCGGGGCACCUGCCGUAGCCGCGGGGCCUAUGUGUCCCGGCGGCUGCCCCGGCUGCAAGAACAAUCGUGCCAGCAUCAGCAGCAGGAGCAGGAGCCUGGCAGCAUCGCAUGGCCUCUCCCAGCCGGCCUCACAUGAUUGGGCUGUCGCCGCCGCGGCAGCGGCGGAGCCUGCCGCGCCGUCAGGCGGGCUCGCGUCACCGCACGCGCCUCACGCGGACACGUUUGUCCAACGUUUGAUGCCACCGGCCUCCUGCCCUGUAGAAUCUCGUGUGCACAUGGAUAGCGGCGGGAAUCGGCUGCCCGCGCCGGCGGCUCAGCGGCAGCAGCAGCAGCGACAGGAGGAAGCGCGGGCGCUGUGGGCGGGUCAGGCAGAUGACGCCGCCGGGCCGACCGCGCAGGCAGCGGGCUGCGGAGGGGAGCUUCGGGCGUGUAACGGCGCCGGCACUGCUACAGUCGCCAACGGGACGGAUGCCGGUACCACAGCAAGUUAUGACAGCGAGAUCCGUGCGACCCAAUCCGUCGCAGCGGCAGCGGCAGCCGCAACCGCCGCAACCUCGCAACCUGCAGGCGCAGCGGCUGAGGCCGCAACGGCCGCCAUCGCCGCGGCUGCCGCCGAUUCCGCCGCCGCCGCACCCUCUAUCUCUACCGCAGCCACUGAUACAGCCAUCCAUACAGCCGUCACCGCUGGCGGCAGCCGGCCCCACCACCACCUGAUCAGCAACACGGACCAGGACCCGGAGUCGCCCGCGGCCUCGGCGGCGGCGUUUGCGGCCUACUGCGCGGCGCUGCCGCCUGGUGUAAGCGCCUACCGACAGGUGCGACCGCUGGAGUAUGACGCCGAGGAGACGGCGGCUUACCUGCAGCAGGACAUUCCGGUGAGCAGCCAGUGUGUGGAGCGCAGCACGCGCGCCACGGCCACUGUGUCCUUCGACCAGCGCGGCGCCCGCCAGCCCCUCAGCAUGCGCCGCAUGGACUUCAUCCGCCUCACGCUGCUGUGGCUGCGGGCGGUGCUGCUGCAGCCACAGCUAAAGCCGGAGCAGCAGCCAAAGCUGCCGCAGCCACAGGCACAGGUGCGGCGGCAGGAAUAUCAUGGGGGCCCGCCAAAGGCAGAGCCAGCGGAAAGGCAGCAGGAGAAUGGGCAAACGGAACAGCGGCAGCAGCAGCCGCAGCAGCCGUCACAUGACCGCAACCAGGCGCCACGCGAGGCAGCUGCAUCAGAGCAGCAGCAGCAGCAGCAGCAGCAGCAGCAGCAGCAGCACCCGGACAGCGAACACGUGCAUUCAUCCCAUGCCCUGGCGCUCACGCCCUACGUGCCGCGCCAGGCGGCUGUAGCAGCAGCCAAGAAGCUCGCCAUGCAAAGCCACCACAGCCAUGCACACGGCGGCGGCGGCGGCGGCGCCGGCGCUGGUGCAUCUGUUGGCGGCGCCGGUGCGGGAGGCAGCGGCAGCCGCGGAAAGGCGACGUCCAAAAAGGCGGCUGCCGCUGCGGCUGCCGCCGCGGCUGCCGCCGCCUCCUGCGCACCGCCGCCGACACUGGACGAGUUGCGGCGGUCCACCGCGUCGGACGCGGCCGUGCUGGAGGCUGUAGCAGCCCUGGAAGCCGUGAUGGAGGCGGAGGCCGGCUGCAGCAGUAGCACUGGCAUGGGCAGUGGCGGCGGCGGCUGUAGCAGCGGUGAUUCGCCGCUGGCGGCACGCUACGAGCGAUGGCUGUUCCGGGAGCGGGCGGCGGCGGUGGACGGGGGGUACUACGCCAAGGACGGGAGGGUGGUGGAGGCGGGCAAUGAGAAGGUUCUGGACUUCCUGCAGCGGCUUGGGUCGGACUUCAUGGAGUGCCCUCCCGCUGCCGCAGCCACCGCAGCCGCAGCGGCCUCGCCCAGCAGCCAGCAGCACCAUCAGCAGCACCCAGCACACCAACAGCACGAACGGCACCAACAGCCGUGCCCAGCAGAGAACGCUGUUGGGGCGCCCACCGCCGCCCCCGCCUCAGCCCCCGCCCCAGCAGCCUCAGCCCCAGGCGCCGCAGACGCCCCAGACGCGUCGCGCUCAUGGCCUUCCGACGCCGCCUCCAUUCCCACUCUUGCACCCUCCGACCACGGGGCCGCCGCCGACGCCGACGCCUGCGAUGCGGCCUACUUCUGCGGCCUGCUGGCGGCGGACGUGCUGGCGCCCGCCUGCCGCGUGGCGGGCGGGCCGCUGGACGGCGUCACGGCCGGCACCGCCUGGAUGUACAGCGGCGGCCCCGCGCUGGCGGGCAUGCAUGUGGAGGACGGCUACAUGAGCUUCAUCAACCUCAACGCCUGGCUCAGCUUCGAUACCUCCCGGGUCACGAACACCGCCGACCUCGCCGCUUUCCGCUUCUUCGUCCGCCGCCUCACGCACCGCCGCUGGGCCUUCGCGCCCGCCGGCCGCGACGCCCUCGGUAUUCGGGCGGUGGUGCAACGAGUGGCAGAGGCGGCGGGCGCGCUGGGCCCGUCACGACGCACCAACGCCCACGCCGACGCCCAGGCGCAGGCGCCCGGACCGCCGCACACGCAGGCGCACGGACCUGUCGGGGCAACCACUGGGGCGGACAGGGCAGCGGCAGUGGGCGCGGCUGGUGGGGCCGCGCCUGACGGCGCUGCGGAGGGUGCGGCCGCCGGCAGCGCUGCCGCCGGCGCUGCCGCUGCUGGCGGCGGCCGCCAAGGUGAUGGCAGCAGUGCGCGGGCGGCAGGAGCUGGUGGCGGUGGUGGUGGGGCCGGAGCCGGAGUGGGGGGCGCCGGUGGCGCCGGUGGUGGGGCGGGGAGCGGCGGCACAAGCGGCACAGGCGGCGCCGGGGGCACAGGUGGCACAGGUGGCGCCGGGGGCACAGGGGGCGCCGGGGGCACAGGCAGCGGCGGGGGCUGGGUGGACACGCUGCUGACGUACCGCAAUGUGGUGGUGCGGCCGCGACACGUGGAGGGCGUGGAGCUGGUGCUGCAGCCGCCGGGGGUGCUGCUGGUGUCGGCACUGCCGCACUCGGUCACGGGCACCUCGGCGCUCAACGUGUCGUGGAACCUGGUGCCGCGGCCCGCCAUGGCCGCCGCCGUGGACACCGCGAUGGCCAUGGCGCGGCUUUAUCAGCAGGCUCCGCCCGAGGCGCGCAAGCAGCGCUCCAUGCAGCCGCAGUCGUGCAUGUUCGCCUCGCUGCUGUUCCGCUACGCCCUCACCGCCCAGCCGCCCGAGGCGGUGCACCCGGAGGUGCUGGCGCUGGCGCGGCGCAUGGCCGCGCUGGAGGCGGCGGAGAACCUGCUGCCGCGGCAGCAGCGGCGGCAGCAGCGGCAGCAGAAGGAGCCGCAGGAGAAGCGGCAGCGGCAGGAGGGGCAGCCGCAGCUGCAGCAACUGCAGCAGCAGGUGCAGCAGCAGCAGCAGCAGCAGCAGCAGCAGCAGCUGCAACAGCGGGUUGUGCCGGCAGUAGCAAUCGAGGCGGGCGGGUCACAGGCCUCCAACACGAGGACGAGCGCGGGUGGGAACGAGCGGGAUCCGUGCAACAAGCGGCCGGCCGAGGCCGAUUCGGGCCCGCCUGCUAAAAUGGUGUGCAAGCAGGCAGGAGAUGAGAUACGCGUUGCGCCCGCUCCUUCACAGUCGCUGCUGGCGCUGGCGCUGCCGAGGCCAGAGGGUGCCGAAGCACCGCAACAGCAAACGCCGCCUCAGCAAGAUGAAGAACAGAUGCAGCAGCAGAGGUGCCGGCUGCUGCAGCAGCGCUCGCUGGCAGCGGAGGAGGAUGAGCAGCAGCAGAGGCUGCAGCAGCACCACCACCACCAGCAGCAGCAGCAGCAGCGGCACCGCCUGCGGGAGGAGGCGGCGGAGCGGCAGCGGCUGCUGCUGCUGCAGCAGUGGCAGCAGCAGCUCUGGGAGGAGUUCCAUGACCUGCCACUGCCGCUGCCGCCGCCGCUGCAGCACCGGCUGCUGCAGCUCGACCCGGACGCGCAGUACUCGGCCCUGGCGGCGCUGCUACUGUCGCAGGAGCACCACCAUGUGGCCCGGCGGCCGGCGCUUACAGGCGGCCAGCACCACCCCGUCCUGCGGCUGCAGCCCACGCGGCUGGAUGAGUGGCAGCAGCUGCAGCGGCUGUCGCUUCUACACCAGCAGCAGCACCAGCAGCACCACCACCACCAGCACCAGCAUGGGGUGGAGCCUGGGCCGUUCCAGGUGGCGUCACAGGCGUCGUGGCCAUUGCAGGCGGCACUGGCGACACAUGCAGAACUGCAGACUGCUGCCCCUCACCUGGCAGCAGAGAGCUGGAGGCCGCAGGCGCAGCCACAGCAGCCGCAACCACGGCAGGCACAGGCGCAAGCCGAUGGGCAGUGGCCGGGUGCGGAGCGACGUCCGCCGCUGGUACUGAACCCGCCCAGCCUGCCGCCCCGCAGCGUGCCCCAACAGCCGCAACAGAGGCAGGCUGUGCCUGGAAUGCAGCAGGAAGGGCGGGCGCGGGCUCAGGCUCAGCUGCAGCAGGGUCAGGCGGCGCGGCAGGUGCAACAGCACGGCGGCACGGGUGUGGAGGAGCAGGCGCUGCCGGAGGCAACCAAGGCCUUGGCGCCAGCGGACUGCACAGUGGAAGCAGCGGCGAUGGGUUCAGCGCCAGCGCCAGCAGCAGAUGCAGAAACAGCCGCUCGCAUGCCGCCACCGCCUCCCACCGUCGAGGACACCGGCAUGCAGCCGCCGCCAUCACGGUCGCAGCCGCCGCUGCCGCCGCACCCGCAGCCAGCACCGUCGCAGCGGCUCCAGGCUGCGCCAUCAGAAGACGCCGACACGGAUCAGGGCCGCUCCGAGGAUGCAGAUCUUGACUGGGAGUUCGACCUUCUUGGAGAUCCUGAUCAGGACACCGCCGGCAACAACGUUACGGCAUCAGAUGAGGAGAUCUUUGCCGAGGCCCUGCCCGAGGAGAUCUGCAACCUGUCCUGCAACAGCAGCGGCGGCGGCUGCGGCCGGCCGUUGUACAUCGGCGGUUACAAGGCACGGCCGCCGGCGGCUAGCAAGCGCGGCGGCGGUCACGGCAGUGGUGGCGGCGGCGGUGGUCCGCACCGGCGGCUGGAGGUGUGGUGUGCGGCGUGUGCGGCGCGGUCCAGGUAUACGGUUCGUCGGGUGGUGCUACUGCCGCGGUCGGUGCUGAGGGAGCGUCUGUUGGGGCCGCCACGCCUUGGGGUUGCGGCGGCGGCGGCGGCGGCAACGGCUGAUGGUGGGGUGACGGGGGCAGGGCAGGAGGUCAGGCAGGGGGCGGAGGAGGAGGAGGAGAAGCGGGCUGUGGGGAACGCAGCGGCACCUGGUGGCAAGGCUGCAGUAGGCGACAAGAGGCAGCGAUAGGUACUGUGGUCAUCAAGAAGCAUUUGCAUUCAUAACAUUGGCGUGUGGUAGCCUUUUCUGAAAUGCAUGGUGGCAGUGUGGAUGUGUACAUGGGAUAAAUGGCUGGGAUAAGUGGCUGGCAGGUGGAGGCGAUGGCAAGUAUCGUAAUCUUUUCAAGGUAUUUAUGUAUUUCGGUGACAGCGCGCGCCGAAGCUAUCCAUUCGAUUGCUUUGUCACCGACUCGGCCGCCAGCAAUGGCGGUGUCAGGUAAUGAGGGGCGGUGUUUACAGGUCAUGCUACUGCUUAAACGUCCAUUUCACUCCAUUUCUACACGUAUUGCUUAACCGCGGUAACAAGACGCGAGAUUCUGCUUCCUGUGGCGUGUCAACACGGAUGUUGUUCGACGUCAGCAAAUGGUAUGACUUUUCCAUGCACGUGUGAGGGGAUGUCAAGGCAGGGAUGUGUGGUUUUUGCGAUAUGCGCGCGGUGCGCGGCGGGCUGAAGUUGAUUGCGGGAUGGGGUCUGGUCAACGCAGGUUGGGUCCGGCAAUCGUGUUUCCCUUCCCUGGGCCCAGGGCCCAUCGUGAUGGUCGGGCCAGGAGGGAGUGUUUGCGCCGUGUGGCCAGACUGGAAAGGACAACGGACGCUAUUGAUUUCGACUACGGACUAAGGAUAUAAUUGGAUAGGACGUCGAAUGAGACGGGACAGGACGUCCAGCAUUAUUGGACAGGACGGAGGUUGGAGGAUAGGACGCGAGACGAAGGGCCAUGGCAUGUAUGGCCCCGGCAUUGUUUGACGUACAGUACGGUAUAUGUCAAUCAAUUCGUGGUACUUCUUUCUGAACUUGCACGUUUUGCCGAGGUGGUGAACAAAAAAGGUGGCUCUCCCUCUCAAGGGAAAGUGGGCUGCGCCAACGCCACGAUGGUGCAAUGUCUGAGGCCGAAGGUUUCGAAACUACCUGUCCCGGACAGCCGGGGUCCUUUUGGAAACGGCCACAAUUUAACAGAAUGUUGUUAUUGUGUCACGAGAAUGGGAGCGCGACUUUGGAACGAGGUGUUUUUGGACGAGGUUGUUGAAGUCGUAGUGUGGUGAUGUGGGUUAUGCUUGGUCGUCCGGAAUGCGCCCAACAUGAUGCAGGACCUUUCGUCUUCCAGGGUUGCAGAAGCCGGAUUUGUUUGUGUCAGAGGAUGUUUGUAGUUUGACGACUGCGCAGUGAGCAGGGCUCAGGCUGGCUCAGGAGUUUGUGCGUGGACGCCCCCAGGGGGUCACCACCCAGUCGUGUGCUCAAGGCUCACGCCCGCCCGGGGCAGUGGGGCACUCGCCAACGCAUGCAAUGAGGCACACGUCUUACGGGGGGGUGUAUGUGCCCGGGCCCAAUGACAAAGUCUCGGGGGGUAACCAGGCACGGUGGUGUCUGGGCAGCCCGCGCAUGGUCGUGUGGCAACUUUGGAUGCCGCGCUUGCGCCCCGGCCCAAGACGUGUUGAGGCAGUCAUCGAAGUGCGAAGCAUUAAGAGCCAUUUCAGAUUCUAACUUCUCAAACAGAAUUCGAAGAAGGUGGCGGCUAUAGGCUUGUGGAGGCGGGUGCCCGUGGUGCCGGGGUGGGGAGAUGGGCGCGGUUUCGUGCAUCGUGGUUCUCGGCUUGUCAUUGUUGUCAAACAGCUGUGGCUUUGUGGCUUUCCUUCGAUCGUGUUUCCGGCGUGAGCUAAUAGCAGCCAGUGGUCUGUUGUUUUGGGCUGAGCCCCCUGAGCAAAGGGUCCAUGGGUGCGUGCCUGGUUGAGACCGUGGGGUUGUUAGUUGUGUGUGCUUGUGUGCGGGGGCAGGUUUCUGCGAGGCAGCGCCAGGCAGGGCGGCUGCCGGCAGACAAGCUGCGGCGGCCCAGUCGGGGCUGCUAGGUGGCCGCGUUUGGGCAGGCCAGCUUUUCCCCUAUCGUCAUUUGCGUGCUCCGACAUUACCACGAUUGCAGGACUCUUGGUUACCGGCGCUGUGUGUUGUGUAACCGGGUGUGAAGCUGUCAGUGCCGUGGCCUAGCCUCGUGGCCUAGCCUCCAGCACACGUAAAAUGACAGCCUUUCUCAAAGCGAACGCUGCGCGCUGGCGAGAGAGCGGCUGGAGGCAUUGUUUGUGGACAGCGGGCAGUAACUGGAUCGUGAGUGA
This is a messenger RNA of Chlamydomonas reinhardtii, 8090 nucleotides long. RefSeq lists its product as uncharacterized. The transcript has 9 exons. Lineage: Eukaryota; Viridiplantae; Chlorophyta; Chlorophyceae; Chlamydomonadales; Chlamydomonadaceae. Bases 388 to 5958 code for a protein of 1856 amino acids. The record is from RefSeq and is a predicted model, not a curated record.